Messenger RNA from Toxorhynchites rutilus septentrionalis, 2566 nucleotides. Its product is annotated as protein fantom-like. Gene Ontology annotation, cellular component: ciliary transition zone. NCBI's taxonomy places the organism in Eukaryota, Metazoa, Arthropoda, Insecta, Diptera, Culicidae. The coding region runs from base 156 to 2555 and encodes 799 amino acids. The record is from RefSeq and is a predicted model, not a curated record. Gene Ontology annotation, biological process: non-motile cilium assembly. The transcript is spliced from 13 exons.
CUCUGCGGAACCAGAUCCUGUGAGCCAACCGUGCACAAAAUUUUUAAUACAACGUUUCGUGAGAUUGUUGUUUCAAAUGAAAGUGUUUUCUACGAGCUGUGUCUGUUUCAGUUUCUCCAAAACACCCACGGUUUAGAGCAGCAAUCGAGUUUGAAAUGGGCAAGGAUGCUCCUCAGCAACAUAAUGGGAACAAGCGACCUGUCAGUGCUUCUCCGUAUGCAGAGAACUACAGGGUCCCGAUGGAUACCUGUCAGCGACACCUAAUAAAUCACCGAUUGAUGGUGUCUAAGUUGUCCCGUAGAGAGCUGGAGGAUAAGUACAUAAAUUUGUGUGACGAACAUUUCGUGAUGAAAAAGCGAUCCCAGGAGCAGGAAGAUCAAAUCAAGAGGCUAAAAAUUAAAUUGAUUCGUUGUUCCAGUGGCGAGGGUAGCAAACCCAAGCCCAAGCAAGACACCAGGAGUGAUUUUAACAAGCUCCAUGAUUUAGAAACACAACGUCGCGAAUUACAUGGUAAACUGGAGAACCUACGGAAGUGUCAACGAAAGGAAAGUCAGGAUACGCAGACGGGAUUCGAAAGACGAUCGCAGAGUGCGCGGCGAACCAAGGAAGACACCACAAGGUCCACAUCGUCGCCCAACGACGGCAUCGGGCUCGAAUACGACGAAGAUAAGGACCUGGUUUCGUCCACAGACGAGGACAGUUGCUCGGGAAAAAGCGAUGCCAAACCGCAGUCGAAACCAUGCCACGGUUGUGCGGCCCUCCAAGCGGAGAAGAUGUCCAACGAGGCGGAGUUUGUGAAAAUGAAGCUUAAUAUUAAAUUUUUGAACAAGGAAAUCCAAAGUGAGAAGGAGAAGAAUACCUUUCUGGCCCGCCAGCUGGAGGAAAAAAUCUCUUACGAGAUAAUGAAACGAAAUGCAGCGGAAAACACGGAAGUUAUCACACUGACGCGUCAGGUGGAGGAUAUGAACAAACAAAUUCUACGACAACAGGAAGAGCAAAAAGUGGCGAUGGACGUGGAAUUAAACAAACAGACGGAUUUGAUAGCUUAUGUUAGGAAGGAAAAGGACAAAAAUGCGGAAUUGUUCGAAGAGUGCGAGCGACUCAAAAAGAAUAUCGAGAAGAUAAAAGAGAACAUGUCCGAAGUGGAGAUCGAGCGUGACUUUCUAAAGCGACAGCAGGAGAAUUUUACCAAGAUCGUCGACGAGAAUAAGCUUCUCCGCUACCAGCUGGAGGAAUUGCGGCAGCAAAAUGAAGCGCUAUCUAGGGAAAUCAAUGCUCUCAAAGAAGAGGAAGCGGUUACGAAAAGCGCCCAGAAGGAUCUGCUGGAGAAGUUGAAGUGUUUGCAGCAGGACAACGAUACUCUUUCCGUACUGCUGGAGGGUUUACGAACCGAGAACGAGAUCUUGGCAGGGGAGAAAUCUGUUUUGGAAACUAACUUGAAGAGUUUAGAAGCUUCCCCUACGAGAACUGCUUCGCCGAUACAGUCGCUGAAAUGUGAAGUUGAAACACAAACGGAAACUGUUGACCAUGUUCCUACAGUUGGAAAGACUGAGGCUCCACAUCCAACAAAAACACCAACAGAGCCACCUCCUGUCACGGAAACCACAACCAAACACUCUCGGGCAAGCCAUGCUCCACUAUCGUAUGGCGGCCAUGGAAAUUACUUCCCACCGAAACAGGUGCGGAUAAGUCAAAUUUUGCCGAAUGCUGCGUUGCUCCAGCGGCAUGUUGUCGAGCCAAAGGAGAGGUCCACCAAUGCUGCCCUGCUGCUGUCGAAUACGUAUGCUGAGAAUCUGGCGAAACAUUUCAAAACCAGUCACUUCCCGGUGGUGCCCCCUGUCAGCACGAAGCGGAAGGAGUCUGUGUCAUCCGGUUCGUCAAGUUUGGACAGGAAGAGAAUUUCUUUCCACACCGAUGAGAGCAGUAUUCUGGAAGACACUUCGACAGAAACUGAAAAACCAGACGAUCUGGAUGGAAUACAUAAGACCUACGCCGGAUAUUUUGGCCAGCCGCCAGAGCAGCAGCAUCUUGCCGUGCAAUUCCACUCGGAACUGGAUAACGUCCCGUCGGAGCAUAUUGCGAUCGUCAUUCAAUCGGUCAUGUGGCGCGGAGCGAUGCUGGCUAGUCUACUCGCGCAAAAAAUGCGCCAGUUUUAUGUUGAGUUUCGGUUUCUCGAUGAGCGGGGACCACUGCUGGAGACACCACCGUCGGCCAAACUUCUGACGGGGACGCUGGAGUAUCGAUUCGAUCAUCGAGUGGUUUUCGAGUUGGACGAUCGGCGUCACACCAGAAGGCGGCAGACGCUGCGUGGCAUGCUGCAGCCGCGCGGCAAGGACACCAUACAGUUUGUGGUGGUCCAGGAGCAUGAGAAAUGUUGCAGCGAAAUCGGAUUUGCUUCGGUUAGGUUGAGGGAGGAAAUUCACGGAACCCAUGGUGUAGACUACAAAGUGAUUCAGACUCCAAUCUACGAUAUAAAGGCACCUGCGGAUGAAAUUGGAACGCUUCAAAUAAAGCUAGAGGGAAUUAAUUUCAUGACAUUGAACUUCUGGAUUUGACACGAAUGAGA